CGCCCCUUGGCUGCGCGCUGCGGGGAGCGCCCAUAAAGGCGGCGGCGCGGGCGAGGCCGAGGCAGGCGCGGCCGGAGGGCAGCAGCGGCCCCAUGCACUGCAGCAGAAUGAUAGAGAUCUUGGACCCGAGACCCUUGCCCAGCUCCAUCAUGCCUGUGGACAUGGCCAUGAGAAUUUUAGCCCAUUCUCCAUUAGCCCAUUCUCCACCACUGAAGAGUUUUCUCAGCCCCCUUGAGGGCUGUCAAAGAAACAACUUUGUGAACAGAUUCAAACCUCUCAGACCGUGUCUUCAUGUAAAACCUGACUCUGGAGCUCAGAAGAGUGACUGGAACCACUCAGCAGCCCGAGCCAAGAAGCGAGUUGUGUUUGCGGACUCAAAGGGGCUGUCCCUGACAGCAAUACACACCUUCUCAGAAUUCCAGGAGCAACCUGGAUGGGAUCUGCAGUUUGACCUCUUAGGCCUUGAAAAUGUAACAUCUGGCUUGAAGCUACAUGAUGAGAAAAACUUAAUUCUGGGUUUCCCUCGGCCCUCAGCUGACUACCUGGACUUCAGGAACCACCUGCAGAAGAACUUGGUCUGCCUGGAGAACUGCACCCUGCAACAGAAAGUGCUGUCAGGCACUGUGAAAGUAAAAAAUGUGAGCUUUGAAAAAAAGGUUCAGGUUCGAAUUACCUUUGAUACAUGGAAGACCUACACGGACGUUGAGUGUGUAUACAUGAACAAUAUUUAUGGCGAUUCUGAAAAUGAUACUUUCUCAUUUACCAUUGACUUUCCUCCUGCCAUUUCCUCUGAAGAGAAGAUAGAGUUUUGCAUUUCUUACCAAAGUGGAGAACAUACCUUCUGGGACAAUAAUGAGGGUCAGAAUUACAAGAUUCUCCACGCAGAGUGGAAGCCUGAUGGUGUUCAGAUACCAUCUGCCAAGAAAGACUGUGUAGAUGUUCAGACUCCAAGGAGGGGACAAGAGAGAGAGCCUGAUCAACUAGGCAGUCCGAGACUGUCUUGUGGUCUCUUUCCUCAGUGGCAGAGCUUGGGUCAGAUAGAAAAUUCAUCACCAUAUUGGUGAUCAAUACUAGCGAGGAAGCAUUCUUCCAUUUGGCAAUAGAGCAGUGUUAGUUUUCUGGUUCACAUCCUAUGUGACAAAACCACCUAGCAGGUUUUGUUGGCUGGCUGAACAAAUUCAAAUUUAUUAGUCUACAGGACUUGUUAAACCGUAUAAUGCUACUGAAGUUCUUAGCCAAAGCUUAUCCUUGUAAAGAAAGAAAACCAAGAGAAAACUCACACAUAUGCCACCUACUAUAGAAAUAGCAUGACUGUAUCAUAAGUAGACACUGCUUGCUUUCUGCUGUAGACUUUCCUCAGUCACUAGAUGAGAGACUCUUGUGAGGAAGUAUGGAAGGCGAUGGUAUCUUGGCAAACUGUAGGAACUAUGUGUGAAAGAGUAUGUGUGUGUGCACAGGGAUGUUACAUGGACAGACAAUCACAAUUCAUUUUGCACCUAUUAGGAGAGCAGUAAAGAUGAGGAGAUCCUGUCAGGAUGGAGGCUUGCUAUGACCUCUGUGUGCUUGUACCAGCGGCAAGUGGAAGCGCAUGGCUAGGAUCUGUGGCCUCAAUACAGGUUAAGAAAAUAGGAGAGAAUAAUGGAAAAGUGGGAGGAGGGGAAGAGGUAAGAUAUGCUCUAUAAGUUGGAGUCAUGCAAUGUUCUAACUUCUUUCCAAAGCUGGUCUUCUAAAUCUCAGAGAAAUUUCUAUGGGAUUAAAAGGAGAAUACAGAAAAAAAUGUAAUGUAAAAGUGACCACUGCUUUGGAAAGCUGUCUCUGCCCUAGUUGGCUUUGCGAAUAAUAAAUGUGCUGCCUUUGAGAACAAAUCUGACCUUGACUUCAUCAACUUGCUCGCUUAGCAGGCAGAUGGUUACCUUCUAAUGUUAAAAGGAAAACAUGAUUUUUAAAAAGAUUUUGAAACCACCCUAUGUGUGGAUUAGCUGACAAAACAGACUGAGCAAUUUGUAAACUUUCUAGUCUGUAGUGGCGUUAGAUGAUUUGAUUCGUCACCUGAUCUAAUCUUACAGCAUCUGAUGGUUGUGUCCUGCUCCCUAUUGCAGUUAGUGAUGACUUUUCACAAGCAUGUAACAUAAGCAAGGUCCUUCAUAUUGAAGACAGUGAAUUAACUGCACUUUGUGAAAGCUGAUUUCUUUAAAAGAGUAGAGUUGCUACUAGUUUUUUUUUUUCUAGACUGAAUACAGGCUUGCACACAAAUAGAAAACUGCUCUGUUUUAUUGUACCUCAUUUUUUGAAGAUUUUUUUAGAGUAAACUAAUGUAUUUUUUUAUCCUUUUGCUUUCUCAGCUCACACUUUAAAGGUGAUCUGUGUUUCAUGCAAGACUUGUGUGAGAAAUUGUCCAAUACAUAUUAAGCAGUUGUGAAUACUGCCACAGCUUUUAGCUGUACAGAAAUAGUGUUAACAUCAAAUUUAAAUCACAUUUUUGCCCAUUGCUAAGUAUAAUAUCCGGAGUUUGAAGCUACUUGCAAUGCAGUGAGAUGAUAAAUACUAAGGUGAAAUAAGCCUUCUCCACUUAUUGCACUUUUCCCCCUAUGUAACCCUUGCUGCUAUGUGUAAACGAGCCAUUUUAAGAAUAAAUUGUGU
Cuculus canorus (common cuckoo) is the source of this 2640-nucleotide messenger RNA. It is a transcript of the gene PPP1R3C, whose product is annotated as protein phosphatase 1 regulatory subunit 3C. NCBI's taxonomy places the organism in Eukaryota, Metazoa, Chordata, Aves, Cuculiformes, Cuculidae. The transcript has 2 exons. Gene Ontology annotation, molecular function: glycogen binding; protein phosphatase 1 binding. Gene Ontology annotation, cellular component: protein phosphatase type 1 complex. Gene Ontology annotation, biological process: regulation of glycogen biosynthetic process. Bases 93 to 1064 code for a protein of 323 amino acids. The record is from RefSeq and is a predicted model, not a curated record.